Messenger RNA from Harpia harpyja (harpy eagle), 6015 nucleotides. RefSeq names its product polyribonucleotide nucleotidyltransferase 1 (gene PNPT1). The coding region runs from base 20 to 2395 and encodes 791 amino acids. The transcript has 29 exons. Gene Ontology annotation, molecular function: polyribonucleotide nucleotidyltransferase activity; RNA binding; 3'-5'-RNA exonuclease activity. Gene Ontology annotation, cellular component: cytosol; mitochondrion. Gene Ontology annotation, biological process: mitochondrial RNA 3'-end processing; mitochondrial mRNA catabolic process. The record is from RefSeq and is a predicted model, not a curated record. Lineage: Eukaryota; Metazoa; Chordata; Aves; Accipitriformes; Accipitridae.
CUUCCUGCCCACCGGUGCAAUGGCCGCCGCCACCACGAGUUGUCACCGCGUCGCGCUCGGCGGUUUGGCCAUCGGGGCCGCGGCGCGAUGGCGGCGGCGGCUGCUGCUACCGGACGGCUGCGUGCUGCGGCUGGCGCCCGCCCGCGGGGCCGCGGCGGCGGAGCCCGGGCCCUGCCGGACGGUGACGGUGGAGGUGGGGGGCAGAAAGAUGGAACUGUCUUCUGGAAAACUUGCUAGGUUUGCUGAUGGAUCUGCUGUUGUUCAGCUAGGUGACACAGCAGUAAUGGUCACAGCAGUCAGUAAAACUAAGCCUUCUGCAUCUCAGUUUAUGCCAUUAGUGGUUGACUACCGUCAGAAAGCUGCUGCAGCAGGAAGAAUUCCUACAAACUAUCUAAGAAGAGAACUUGGUUCCACUGAUAAAGAAAUUCUUACGAGCAGAGUAAUAGAUCGGUCGAUCAGACCACUCUUUCCAGUAGGCUACUUUUAUGAUACACAGAUCCUUUGUAAUCUUUUAGCAGUAGAUGGCAUCAAUGAUCCUGAUGUUCUGGCAAUUAAUGGAGCUUCUGCAGCACUUGCAUUAUCUGAUAUCCCGUGGAAUGGUCCUAUUGGUGCAGUAAGGGUAGGACUGGUUGAUGGAGAAACCAUUAUCAAUCCAACUCGAAAACAGAUGUCUUCUAGUGCUUUAAAUUUAGUUAUUGCUGGAGCUCCACAAAAUCAAGUUGUUAUGUUGGAAGCAAGUGCCGAGAAUAUAUUGCAACAAGAAUUCUGUCAUGCCAUCAAAGUAGGGGUGAAGCAUACCCAGCAAAUAAUUCAGGGAAUUCAACAACUAGUGAAAGAACAAGGUGUUGUCAAGAGAACUGUUCAGAAGUUAUUUGUUGCUCCUGAAGAGAUUGUGGAAUGCGCAAAGAAACUUGCUUUUAACAAGAUCUAUGCAGUGUUCACAGAUUCCAGCCAUGAUAAAAUUUCUAGAGAUGAAGCAAUUAACAAGAUAAGGCUUGAAACAGAAGAACAGCUGAAAGAAAUAUUUCCAGAGGCUGAGCCUUAUGAAAUCAUAGAAUCUUUCAAUAUGGUUUCAAAGGAUAUUUUUAGAAAUCUUGUUCUGAAUGAAUAUAGAAGGUGUGAUGGGAGAGAUUUGACUUCCCUCAGAGAUAUUAAAUGUGAAGUGAACAUGUUUAAAAUGCUUCAUGGAUCAGCGUUAUUUCAGAGAGGUCAAACACAGGUUCUCUGUACAGUUACGUUUGACUCUCUAGAAUCAAGUGUAAAAUCAGACCUUAUCUCAACAGCAGUGAGUGGAAUAAAAGAUAAAAACUUCAUGCUGCAUUAUGAGUUUCCUCCUUAUGCAACUAAUGAGAUUGGCAAAGUUACUGGUAUGAACAGAAGAGAACUUGGACAUGGUGCACUGGCAGAAAGAGCUCUGAAACCAAUUAUUCCCCAGGAUUUCCCAUUCACAAUACGAGUUACUUCUGAAGUCUUAGAGUCAAAUGGGUCUUCUUCAAUGGCUUCUGCAUGUGGUGGAAGUUUGGCAUUAAUGGAUGCAGGAGUUCCAGUAUCAAGUGCAGUGGCGGGUGUAGCAAUAGGUCUCAUUACCAAAUGCAGUCUGGAAAAAGGAGAUAUUGAGGACUAUCGCUUGCUGACAGACAUCCUGGGAAUUGAAGAUUACUAUGGUGAUAUGGAUUUCAAGAUGGCAGGUACUAAUAAAGGAAUAACUGCCUUGCAGGCUGAUCUAAAACUGCCAGGAAUACCAGUAAAAAUUGUAAUGGAAGCUAUUCAGCAAGCUACAGCUGCAAAGAGGGAGAUUUUACAAAUUAUGAACCAAACGCUGGCAAAACCCAGACCUAACAGAAAAGAAAGUGGACCAGUUGUAGAAACUAUCCAUGUUCCAUUAUCGAAAAGGUUAAGAUUCGUUGGUCCUGGGGCCUAUAAUCUGAAAAAACUUCAAGCACAGACCGGUGUAACUGUAAGUCAGCUGGAUGAAGAGACUUAUUCUGUGUUUGCCCCCACACCUAGUGCUAUGCAUGAAGCAAGAGAAUUUAUCCGUGAAAUCUGCAAAGAUGAUCAGGAAGUUAAUUUGGAAUUUGGUGCAGUUUAUACAGCCACGAUAACUGAAAUAAGAGAUUCUGGAGUGAUGGUAAAAUUGUAUCCAAACAUGACACCAGUGUUACUUCAUAAUUCACAACUUGAUCAAAGAAAGAUUAAACAUCCUAGUGCCUUGGGAUUAGAAGUUGGACAAGAAAUUCAGGUUAAAUACUUUGGACGUGAUCCAACUGAUGGUAGAAUGAGGCUUUCACGUAAAAUUCUACAGUCACCAGCCACAACUGUGCUUAAAACCCUAACUGACAAAAACAGUAUUGUCCUGGGAGGUACUGUUCCCCAGUCCUCUGCUUCAUCCCAGUGACAGGAAAAAAGGCGUGAUAGUUCAUGGAAAUACAACCAACCUUUGCUAAGAUCUGUAGAUGUCUACACAAGAAUCUGCAGGUCAAUGGUAGUGAAUCAUGUUUUUAAAAUAGACACUAUGGUUAAAGGUGAUGUAGAACUUCAAAGUCUUCGAAUUGAUUAAAAACUCAUUUAAAAGAAAACCAGAAACAACCAGUGCUCUUAUCUUGUAUAGCAAGGGUGAGAAUCUAAGAACAUGGAAUUGGAUAGACUGAAGAGCAGACUACAUUUCAGUGCUUAAGGUUCUUCUCGUUGUCAUCUCAAAAUAAAAAUGCAAAGAUGAGAAGGAAGUAUUUAACAAUUAUUUUCUGACAGAAGGAAUUCUCCUGUAUACUUGGUUGAUGAGCUAUGACCGUAGUUGAGAGGCACAGUUGGCCAGUUUUACUGGAUUUUCAGUGUACAAGAUUGAAAUGUUGAGCAAAACAUAACUCAAGACUUAGAAGUAUCACCUUUAACAUGAUUGACACUGUUUCAGAUAAAUGUAUCAGUAACUGUCGUAGGGUUCAGACUUGCUAAAAUAUCUGAGCAGAAGGGGGACAAAACUACCUGGCUGAAACAUCAUCCUUUGUUACCUGGGUUCAUUAACACUGAAUUUUAAAAUAUAUAAUGAAAACAUUAAGAUUAAAAUAAUUGUUUUGGAAUAAACAAUUGAUGUGAUAAAUCGUCCCCCUAAAACCUCCUUGUUAAGAGUGUCACAAUUUCUCUAUUGACUAUGUUCCAUCAAUGGAUUCACUGGUCUUUUAGACUUCAAAACAUUUCCCAGAGGCUCAUAAGAACAACUUGUUUUUCUACUGUGAGGUACAGACUUUCAAAAUCAAAGAGGUGUCCCUUCUGAUGUUCACCAAUUUGUAGAUAGACCUAAUAAGAAAAUCAGCUUCCCACCUGGUGGCAAGUGGGCUCUGGACCUCCUGAAAGAAAAAAAAAAAAACAACAACACUGGGGAGAGGAGAAAUGUGAAUAUGCAGUAAAAAUUUUGCUGCGUUCUGCCUUUUUUUUAUUAUUCUAAGUUAAAAUAUUAAAGAAGAAAAAAAUGAUUGGCCGCUGCCUUUAUCGUUGUCUGUCUGUCUGUCAUCAUGUAAGACUGAAAAAGUUUUCCCUAGCAAUCCUGGACAGUGUUAAUGAAAUAAUGUAGAAAAAUGUUAAAAUACCUGAACAGAAGCUGAAAUGUUUCCUUUUCUCAUAACUGUUCUCAGAAAUUGCCCUCUGCAAUCUAAGUGGUUUUCCAAGGUUUAGCUGCUUUUAUUGUAGAAAAACUUCUGUAAGGCUCCUCUUGGUAGAACAGAUGGAUGUUCUAGUUACUGAAAUACUACAUAAAAUACUAACUUUAGAAGUAUUUUUUUUUUUUAGUUUGCACAUUACCAGUAGCAUGCUUGCAUCUGAAUCUGAAAAUCAAUGAUUUAUGAGCCAAAAGAAUCCCGUUCUUUCCUGUAAAAGUAUUUUCUUGCCUGCAGUAACAGGAGUAUCAAUGAUUUGUGUGAUAGGUCAUGAUGUCGGUAAAUCAACUGUUGGAGUGCUGGGGGGUUUUCUGUUUGUUAGGUGAUAAAGUAGGAAAAAGAUUUUUUUUUUUUUAUGUACCUGUGACAGAACCUGUACAGUCAGCCUGACUUUCUGCACUUGUAACAAGUUUUAGACCCUAUGGGAAGGGGUGGAAAAAAAUAUGCUUGGGAACUGUCUGGGAAGAGCACAAACCAGCUGCUCUUACCUGAGGAGAGAAAUGCGAUGGGAUCCAAGAACUGAGUAAGUGUGUGUCAGUCUGAACCUUCCUGGAGGGAAAGCAGGCUGGCUUCAGACAUCCCAGGUUCACCUGAGAGGCGUCAGUAGUAGCAGGUUGGACCGUGGCAGGAGGCACUUGACUCUCAGGUGAUAUCAGCUAUGAUCAGAGAGCAUGUAGGUUAAUAGUGCUUGAGAGCGCAAACUCAGGCCUAUUGCAGUAGCUGUUUUUUCAUGUUUGAAAUAGUGAUUUUUGUCUCUACUGCCCUAGAUAAUUAGCAUCUGUAAUGACCCAUCUUAAAUGGAGCCAUCAAAAGGAAUUGCUUUGGAAAGUGAAGCUGGGCAGUUGCAGCAUUACAGCAGGUCAAGAGGGCCAGAAAUGCAUUUAUUUGACCAAAACUGAAAUUUUCACACAGGUGCAAAGCAUCAGGAGCUGGGUAUCUUUAAAGGCUGGCAAUAAAUACUACAAGUACUAUAAAAAAAGCAUAAGAGCUGGCCUAAUUGUACUUCUGGGAUUACAUGCCAGAGGGAAUAAUACAGUCUCUUAAUUUCACUACAAGAAAUUUUAAGUGAUUUAGGAAUGAGUUGUCUGUCUUGCUUCUGAAAACAACAAAAAAGAUUAGAGCUCCCUGCUGCUCCAUGUUGUGACACUUGAUGACUUGCUCUGUCUGCAGCCUACCCUGACAAAAUUCUUUGUUUUGAUGAAGAACAGAGAACUCUACCUAAGAGCUAUAGCUUUUUCUCUUUGUGAUAAUGGGGAGAGAUGAGCUACUGGCAGGUGCAGUGCCACAAUGAAAAAGUGCUGCUUUGCUUUCUCUGAAUCUUACAAUGCAGAGAUUCAGAUGUAUUGCUUUCCUGGUCUUGUAUUUACCCUGGUUUUAAGUCAGAUAUGUAAGAGCUGUUGGGGCAAGUCUUGCAUAUCUUCUUCAGGCAAAGUCCCCCAGAAUUGACUUGCUUUUUAUUGGUAUAGAUGGCAAGAUCAUGCUGUGGUUUCUAACACCCCAGGCUGUGGAGUCCUGGAUGCUGUUCUGGGCAAAAAGGAGCCCCGCAUCCGAGGAAAUGCAAUCUGGGUGUGUUCUGGAGUGGCAUUUUUCCACAGAGGUCAUUGAUUUCAUGCCUGGAGAGGUCAUGGAUUUAUUUCACGGCUUAAGCAGAGAAACGGUUUUUCAUGCCAGUUCUAGCUCAUGUAUCUCCUAUUCCUUCUGUAGCUGUUCACCAUGACAGAUGAGAAUUUGGUCCAGAAUAUUCUGCUGUGGUUUCUUGCUGUUCUGCAUAUCUGGAGAAGUAUUGCAUUUAAUCUUGAGUAGGAGAGGCCAUACUUAAUUUUACGCACUUCAUUUGAAGAGGUAAAGAGCAUGCGUAGAAGUUCUUGCAGAGUGGAGAGAGAGUUUGCAAGUGGCAGAUGUCCUGAAGCAGCAAUACGCUGUGGCCAUUGGGGUUUGUGUUUCUUUUCAUGUGUUUUCUUUUUACUGAGCUUUCACUGAGGCAGAAAUAUGCCUGACAUGUAAAACCUUGAGGGGAUCAGGCCAUGUAAUGCGGAAAAGGCCACCAAUGUGUAGUGGGGAAGGCUUGUGUAGAACCCAGCUGUAAACUGUUUAAUCUGACUUUCAAACCAUGGUUGCUGAAACCACUAAUACAACAUGGCGUUUUGUACAGUUACUGACUUACUUAUCCAUAAUGAUACGAUGCACGUAUCCUAAAGUAUGUUCCUAUACUGUAUACAGCUAAAGAUGAGUUUAGAUGAUAGUUUUCAGAGGUGUAUCUUACACUUGUCAUCUUUUGCAAAGAAAACUCAUGAUUGUGUGUGUUCCAUGGCCCCUGUUAACGAUGAAAAUAAGGGCUUGACUGAGCUUGAAUCCUGGAUCUACAGAA